GAAAGUGAAGAAAAACUUUCCAUGGGCUCAUUGACUACGGAUCAGUUGUCGCAAAAGCUUAAGCAGCACAUAGAACGGAUCAGUGAGCUACUCCAAGUUCAUGAUAUGCCAGACGUAAGUUCCAUAAAACGCUUUAUUGAUAUAAACCGUCAUUUUUACAUGUUUAAUUUUCUCUUCCUUUUUAAUGCGUUUUGUACAUGUUGUUUUCUUUCUUCGACUUAAAAACUACAACUCAUGAACCUUUGAACGCACCAAACAAGCUGCAACCAUGGCCACAGCUAUUAAUAAUAUAUUAACAUCAUCAUCACUCGAAAGGCCAAUGUACGCUAAUCGUUUCGAUUCUGCAGGCUCUGAAGUAUUGAAUUAUAUGUCUUUUGAGUCUAAAUUUAUGGCAUGAAAAUUAUUGCCGUGCCUUGAGUUUGUGUUACAUCAGUUCUAGGACCGACACGUGAUGCAACAAAACGCGCUUUUUUUCCUUUUAACUUUGUUUUAUAUGAACUAAAUUUUAUGCCUAGUUUUAAAUUCUCUAUAUUUCUCAUAAUCAUUUGAAGACCUACUUGCCUAUUUUUGCCCACUUAAAAGUUCUGAAUAUUGAAUAACUGUACAAAAAAUGGGGUUCAAAAUAUAAUUUUUCAUUUAAAUUGCACAGAAAUCGUUUUCUUUUCCGUCUGGGACCAAUAGGGACAACUUAUGCCAUUUACCAAUCCUUAUAAACUGAAGUGUAAGAUCAUCAAGGCCGCAAAUGUUUAAAUGUAUUGAUGUUUUUUUUGUUUUGUUUCUUUGUUUGUUUUUUUGUAACAGCCUGAAAUGCUAAACGUAAAGCAAGAGGAGGUCAUAGGUUGUGAUGCUGCUCAAAACGUUGUCGAGGUCAAAGGCAUGCCAAAAGUUAUGGAAUUAAAAGAUCUCGGAAAAAACUCAGGCCCGAGUUCUUCGAAUGUGGCGGAGGUGGGGUCGAGUGUUUAUAAAGGCAAUGACGAGUUUGCUACUUGCAGGAAUGCAGAAGAGCAA
Molecule: messenger RNA, 1008 nt
Organism: Porites evermanni
Lineage: Eukaryota; Metazoa; Cnidaria; Anthozoa; Scleractinia; Poritidae
Source: the annotation of a GenBank genome assembly